Pectinophora gossypiella (pink bollworm) is the source of this 3544-nucleotide messenger RNA. RefSeq names its product serine/threonine-protein phosphatase 2A catalytic subunit beta isoform (gene mts). The transcript has 7 exons. Gene Ontology annotation, cellular component: cytosol. The coding region runs from base 181 to 1110 and encodes 309 amino acids. Gene Ontology annotation, biological process: peptidyl-serine dephosphorylation; mitotic cell cycle. Gene Ontology annotation, molecular function: protein serine/threonine phosphatase activity. Lineage: Eukaryota; Metazoa; Arthropoda; Insecta; Lepidoptera; Gelechiidae. The record is from RefSeq and is a predicted model, not a curated record.
UUGGACCAAAAUUGACGUCACGCAAGUAGUUCCUACGCCAUUUUGUAAAGUGUCUGCCGAAGUCAGUUUUCUGGGUAUAGUGUAAAAUAGUUAAUUCGCAUGGUUUUGUGGACAUUGAAAAGUUAAAGACAUUUCAACGCCAAGUUAACGUCUUGUACGUUAAUCACACAGACUCAAAGUAUGGAGGACAAGGCGUCACUAAAGGAACUGGAUCAAUGGAUAGAGCAGCUAAAUGAAUGCAAGCAAUUGACAGAAAAUCAAGUCAAAACGUUAUGCGACAAGGCGAAGGAGAUUCUCACGAAGGAGUCGAACGUGCAGGAGGUGAAAUGCCCGGUGACGGUGUGCGGCGACGUGCACGGUCAGUUCCACGACCUGAUGGAACUGUUCCGGAUCGGCGGGCGGUCGCCGGACACCAACUACCUGUUCAUGGGCGACUAUGUCGACCGCGGAUACUACAGCGUCGAGACGGUCACAUUGCUCGUUGCACUCAAGGUUAGAUACCGCGAGAGAAUAACGAUCCUGCGCGGUAACCACGAGUCCCGACAGAUCACGCAAGUGUACGGCUUCUACGACGAGUGCCUGCGCAAGUAUGGCAACGCGUCGGUGUGGAAGCACUUCACCGACCUGUUCGACUUCCUCCCGCUGACGGCGCUGGUGGACGGCCAGAUCUUCUGCCUGCACGGGGGGCUCAGCCCCUCCAUCGACACGCUGGACCACAUCCGCGCCCUCGACCGCUUGCAGGAGGUGCCCCAUGAAGGGCCUAUGUGCGACCUUCUCUGGAGCGAUCCUGAUGACAGAGGUGGAUGGGGCAUAUCUCCGCGCGGCGCCGGCUACACGUUCGGCCAGGACAUCUCGGAGACGUUCAACCACAGCAACGGAUUGACGCUGGUGUCGCGCGCCCACCAGCUCGUCAUGGAGGGCUACAACUGGUGCCACGACCGGAACGUCGUCACUAUAUUCUCAGCGCCCAACUACUGCUACAGAUGUGGUAACCAAGCAGCCAUUAUGGAAUUGGAUGAUGCGCUUAAGUACUCAUUCCUUCAGUUCGACCCGGCUCCUCGGCGUGGCGAACCGCACGUCACACGGCGGACGCCUGAUUACUUCAUGUAGGCUGCAACUCGGGCGCAUAUCAAGCAGCAGAGUGUGGUCUCCGCGGGCAGCCUGCCUCAGCGCGACCACACCUCCUUCGCGGAGCUCUGCCACCCGCAAGCUGUGUCUUUUUAUAACAUACGGUAGCGACACCUUCCGUGUCCAUCCACAUUAAAAUAUAUAAAAAACAUAAUACGUACUGUACUCUGUUGCGGGUCGUGCGGAUGGCAGAGUUCCGCGCGUCCAUUGCUUGUUGUACACAUGAAUAUUGUCUAAAGUUGCGUGUACGGCGAGCGGCGGCGGCCAUCGUCGGCGCGCCACCGACGGGAUAUAACAUGACCGCGUCCGUUUGGCUGAACGUCCUUCACAACUGUCCCCGCAUGCUAACUCUGCAGUCGCCCUUCAACUGUGUAUUAGAUUAGUCUGUCAUUUAACAUUUUUCUUUUCGGACGUUCAAAUAACACUGAGAUUGGAACUUGUAAUGUGUUCUCUCGAAACUCUGAAGCGGGCGAUAACGCAGUUAAUUGAAUAAGAUAUGUAUAUCCCCUCUGUGGCGCUGCGUGUGCGAGCGAGCGCGACGCUGGGUCGGCCCGAGUGUUAGAUCGAUCGCAUAAAUACGUGUAUGAUAUUGUGUCCGGGCGGCCGGCUGUAGUUGCCGCCGGCGGCCGCGGGCCGCGUCCACGGGGCCGCAGCGGGCUCGCCGCUAGGUUCUUGCCGUCACUACUCCGCCCGCGAUGUGCUGGUAUGUUCAUUGUAAGCCCGACAAGUUAUUGUAUGUAUACAACUUAUGUAUCAAAGACACUUAGACCUCAUUAAACAGCGUACAUUUGCUAUACAGUAGUUUUAUUUCUCAUUUCACCGAGGAUCGCGCACACAAUGGACAUACCACCAGCUAUGGUGAUACGCCACACACACACACACAUCAACUCCGGUCAUAGCUUGCUACUACAUGUUUCAUAUUUGUUCACAUUUUCGUCACGUCAUGUUACGAGUAGGAAGCAAAUAAUUUUAAUGUUUUGAACUAUAUAAGUUUCUGUAGAUCAAAAUCUGUAAAGUCCAUUUUGUAUUUUUAUUUUUAGUUUACAAUUUGAUCUAUUAAAAUGAAUUUUUACAGUUUGAUAGCCAAUUUUAAUGAACAUGGACUCACAUUCUUCACUCUCAUGUAUAUGCAGUGAUGCAGGCCUGUCGUUAUGUCCUGGGUCGUUUGUUGAUUAGUUAACAAUAAUGAGCAUUUAAUUUUAUGACGGAUGGUGGAGACAUAUAUAUUUUAUUAAAUAAUUAUCAUUUAAUAUAUGCGUGAGGUGUAAGCGAGAAAGUAUUAGAAUUUUUAUUUUAUCCCGACGACGGCGACGGGGCCGUUCUGUCGUAACAUACAUCCGCGCGUGCAUUUCGAGGUUACUUUCAAAUUCUCCGGUUCUUGUGCCACAGUACCUCACACACGGAAUAAAGUGUUUCACAAGAGUGGAGCUUUAAUAGUUUGUUUAAUUAAACCUUCUCUAUAAUUAAUUUAGGUAAAGUGUAAAUACCUAAAGAUCAAGGCAUUACGUAGGUUGUUAUUGUUUAAAGUAAGUUUGGAAUGACUCGUAAUGUAUACUCAUUUCCACAAUACUUAAGCAAGGUAAGUAAUAUUUAACUUUUUAUAUGAAAGCAUAUGGUUAUAUGCCGAGAGGGGUGUUUUUAUACUGGUUCCAUCUUAGGACGUAUGAAGUCUAGAAAUGGCAUUCUAUGUUUCCAUACCAUACAUACAUUAUAGACCGCGUAGUUCCCUCACGGACGCAACAUAGUUCCCCUUGUCAAGUGACCUGACAAAGGCAAUAAUUGCUUUAUUCCAUGUAUCUUAGAAUGGGUUAUUUCUUUUGUCAGUGCCAUCGUAAAAUUUCUAAACUGUCUUGGGCUUAUAAAGAUUUAAUUUACAUAUUCCCAAAUUGCACUUGGAUAUAGAGCAGCGUGUGUAUUAAUACAAAGACUUUACCCACCAAUGACAUCUGUGUAGCCACACGUUUCGUUGAUCUAAGUAUUAUGUAAGCUAUAGGUAAAUAUAAACAUAAAAUUGAAAAAUACAAAAAAAAUAUAUAAAAUAUGUAUGACGUCGAGCUUCGGUUGCGUGAAAUGAUGUUCUUGAUAUGUGCGUGGUUAAUUCGACUGCUUGUAGUUAUUUCUCCCAUUCGAAGUUCGAUGAAACUUAAAUUUAAGGCUUUCCUUGCAAACUGCAUAGGUAAUCAACGUUAAAAUCCAAGAAUUGAGAUAAUAAUUGAACUUUUGUAUGAUCGAGUGUUGAAGUAUGAAGAGGUAAUAAACUGCUAAGUAAUUGAUUUCGCUCUGUUCCCCGGAACUAAUGCUACCACAAUGGCAAUAAUAAAAUGUAACAGAACCUGAUAAGUAAAUAAUUUAUUCAAGCUACUGUACUAUGCCCGUUGAUAGGAAUUAGAUAAUAAAUAAAAUUAAUUAUAAAAUA